AUGUUUGAAAGUGGAACUGAAAAUAGAAAUUCAAAUGGAACAGAAAAACAAUACGGAAGUCGAUAUCCUAACUUUUUGGUCGAGAUGGUGUCAUAUACGUCAUACCCAGAAUUCGAAGUUCUUGAUCGACUUGGUCGCAAGGCUGCAAUCAACGGCACCGCCGGUAGUCCAGCAGCGCGUACACCUCCAAAUCGCCAUUCCAGCAGUUCCAGCCGCGCCAGCUGCAAUCGACAGUUCGACACUAGCCAAGAAAUCAUAGGGGAUUUACAUCGAAUUAUUUUAGUAUUGCCUCAGAAACUCUCUAACGACUCCAUUCUUCAGCAGCCAAAUUCUUAUGAAGGUGAAAGUCUACUCCAUCUUCUUAACUCAAUUCAAAGAGAAAUCAAGUUGGCUAGACGUUCAGAUGAAUCUUUACCUUACAAAAUUUGGCUUAAGCAACAAUUUUCAAUUGGUGUCAAUGAUGUGACACGUGUGCUUGAACGGAUCCCACCACUUCAUGGAUCUUUAAGUUCUCCCACAGAAAGUUCUAAUGCUAAAAUGUCUCCCCUUCAUUUGCAGGCAAUACUUAUAGCAACAGACUGCAACCCUCGAUCGCUUACAAAGCACCUACCUAGCCUGGCCUCUUCUAGGGGCGUUUCCGUCAUUUUUGUUAAAGAUAAGAAAGGGGGCUCUUUUAAAUUAGGUGAAAUUGUGAAUCUUAAAACGGCUAUGGCAAUUGGAGUCAAGGCCAGAGGAAAUGCAGUUAACAAAUCCAUAGCCGAGAUUUUGGGAGAUAACGACGUUGUUGGGCCAUAAAAUCGAAGUUCAAGGAGAUGUGUGAUGUGUUCAUAGUGUUGGCAUAAACUUGAAAACAUUUUUGUUAAGAGGGUGUAAUUGAAACAAUCAUGGAACUUCAGGGGCUUGUUUAGUCUAUAUAUAUAUUUUUUAUAUCAAGGACAAUCUAGUAAUUUUAAU
Molecule: messenger RNA, 954 nt
Organism: Lactuca saligna
Lineage: Eukaryota; Viridiplantae; Streptophyta; Magnoliopsida; Asterales; Asteraceae
Source: the annotation of a GenBank genome assembly